GGUGUGGUGUAGGGAGAACAUAGGAGUGGGUGAUGAGUGUUGUUGUGGGUGUGGGAGAGUAAGCGCCCGGCCGAGGCCCCGUCACCCUGCACCUGGUCACGAGCACCUCACUCAUUUCCUGCCUCACUCGGCUCUACCUCACUCCUCCUCACCUGUUUGGCAAAUCCUUGUGAGCAGCCAUGAAUCGUCUUUUUGGCCGUGGUAAAGCAAAGGAGCCGCCUCCAAACCUUCAGGACUGUAUUGGAAAUGUUGAUAGUAGAGCAGACUCUGUUGAGAAGAAGAUCUCUAGAUUGGAUGCUGAGCUUGUCAAAUAUAAGGACCAAAUGAAAAAGAUGCGAGAAGGGCCUGCAAAAAAUGCGGUGAAACAAAAAGCAUUACGUGUCUUAAAACAAAAAAAAAUGUACGAGCAGCAGUCGGCAAAUUUGCGGAACCAGUCUUUCAACAUGGAGCAAGCAAACUAUGCCACGCAGACUCUUAAGGAUACUAAAACAACUGUGAGCGCCAUGAAGCUUGGGGUAAAGGAAAUGAAGAAGGAGUUUAAGAAGAUUGAUAUUGAUGAAAUUGAAGAUAUUCAGGACGACAUGGCAGACAUGCUCGAGCAGGCCGACGAAGUUCAGGAGGCUCUAGGACGCAGCUACGGAAUGCCAGAAAUUGAUGAAGAUGAUCUGGCAGCAGAGCUCGACGCACUUGGAGAUGAGGUGCUGCUGGAUGAAGACUCGUCUUACUUGGAUGAUGCCAUCAAUAUCCCAAAUGCCCCAGAGAGAGAGCCGGGAGCAGAAACGGUAAAAGAUGGCAUGCCUGUCGAUGAGUUUGGCCUGCCACAGAUGACAAGUUAAUAGCACCCAGAUAACAACUUGGUAUAAGUAUAAACACACAACAUCUACUGGAGGUUACAUAAGGUCAACAAGUCAUUCAUGAUUGAUAAAGAAUGUAAAAACCUUUAUUAUAUGUAGGAUCUGGAUGGUGAAUAUAUUAUGUAAUGAAUAGGAUCUAAUGAUUUCUGGUAUUGCUAUAUUACUUUGUGAACUCAACAUAAUGAAAGUAAUUGUACAGUAUUUCGACAUUGUCAUUUAAAUACGGCUCUGUUGCAUGGCAGUCAUGUGCGAGUCACUUGUGAUAGAAUUGGAGUUGACUACAUUGCAUGUGCUGAACAUAGAGUUCUCAUAAGGGGGCCUUGAACUUGAAAUCAUUGUUCCAUUAAUUGUACAGUUUUGCUAACUAUAUUGUGAUUUUUUAUUUGCUAACCAUUUUGUUGCCAAAAAUCUAAAUAUUAAGUUUUGCAAUAAAAUGCUUCAUGGAUAAACACUUGUCGAAAAAGUUAAUGCAGCAUCACUGACUAGCAUUUAUAUGAAGUAGUCAAGGUACUAUUAAAGUAUAAGCAGUGUUUGCACAAGUAAGGAUUCAUCCAUGGUUGGCUAGUGCCCCUCGGAUGUGAUAAGAAUCAUCUUGGUAGUGCUUUACUGCUGUUAAAGGAAUAAACCAACCAUUGUUUUGCCCAGUGAUAUGCAGAUUUAAGUUUAUAUUCAUAAGUUUCAGAAAACUUGAGUAUUUGACUCUAUGUACUUAUGUUACAACCUGUAAAAGUAUGAUGUUUUUUGGUGGUUAACAGUAAUUAUGAUAGAAUUCGCUUCAUGUUUAUUUUUGGCAUAUUUCAAAAAAAAAAAAAAAAAGUCACUUGGAAAUGCUUCCUCAAGUUGACAGCAGUUCUGCUAGAAGAACACCAAUCACAAUGCCUAGGGUAUUUAUUCACGAUGUACCUUACAAAGUUUCAUUGAAAGCCCUAUACAAUAAAAUAUUUAUAAAAAAAAUUUAUGCUCUCAUCUCAGAAUGUAGCACUAUGAAACAUUAUUAUUCAUACCUCUUGUUAUAAAAUUAAUUGUGCAUGAGAGUUUGUAUGUCCUUGAGCACUUGUGGUCAUCAUAGAUCAUGUCACUCUUGUCACUGGUAAUGGAGUAAUGGAGCCAAAAGAACGACAAAUUUCCCACUCCUGUUUGUUGGGUGUUAAGUUGAUGGUAACAAAUAAUGCCUUAUUACCUGUCUAUAUUAUGUGUGCAUAUGUAGGCCUAUAGUGUACAUGUUUUGAUGGUUUCUAAGGGAAAUAUGCUUUUAAUUUGCAUUUGUGAGUCCUGCUUUAAUGGGGUACUUGCAUGACGAAUUGCAAGUACAUGUAAUAUACUGUAUGUGUGUGUACUGUGGGUAUAUUUGCAUACAUGAGCACGCACACAUAUGCAGUAUAUAAAAGGUUAUAUUGUUUGCCCAUGAACACUCUUGCUUUCAUAAUUUUGUUUACCUAAUCCUGUGUAAUAUGAAUCAUCCUUGGUAAAUGUUGCAUUCAAAUAUUUGUUUUAUUUGGUAUAUUAAAUUUUAUAUAUGUAAUGUACUUUAUUCUUAAGCAAACAUUUAAAUAAAUUAUGUACAUGAA
Molecule: messenger RNA, 2422 nt
Organism: Procambarus clarkii (red swamp crayfish)
Lineage: Eukaryota; Metazoa; Arthropoda; Malacostraca; Decapoda; Cambaridae
Gene: Vps60
Product: vacuolar protein sorting 60
Biological process (GO): late endosome to vacuole transport via multivesicular body sorting pathway; vesicle budding from membrane
Cellular component (GO): multivesicular body
Source: RefSeq, a predicted model, not a curated record